AAGUAAAUUUAGGCACCAAAGGUAACUUCUUAGUGAACAAUGGCAAGCGAGGAUAAGAACAAAGAUGGAGAGAAAAAGUGUGAAGAAAUUGAAGAAACUAUAGAAUUAAAAGAACUCUCUUUAUCCCAAAUAAAAAUCAAGAAAGUACCACACCUGAAAGAUUACAUACCAUCAUCUCAACUAAAAACAGUAACAAACCCAUUAGCAAGAAACCCUUACUACCACCCUACAGAAGCGUUUUACAUUUCUCCAUCCUACGACAUCCUCCUCAAACAAGUGUUGUACGACUUUUCCGACACCAACCGCAACCCAUCUUACGGCCAUGUCUUGGCCUACCACCGUUCGGGACCUCGAAAACUCGUAUAUUUCGACCCGGGCGAUGUCAAGGCCGCCAUAGUCACCUGUGGCGGCCUUUGCCCGGGCCUCAACACCGUCAUCCGAGAGCUUGUUGUGGGGUUGUCCGACCUAUAUGGUGUUACCAAGAUAUUCGGUAUCCGAUCCGGGUACCGAGGUUUUUACUCUUAUGAUCCUUUGCCUCUUACUUCAAAGAUGGUCCAUAAUUGGCAUAAAAGAGGUGGAACUGCCUUGGAAACCUCUAGAGGAGGGUUUGAUCUUUGUAAAAUUGUUGAUGCAAUACAACAUCAUGAGUUUAAUCAUGUUUAUAUAAUUGGUGGAGAUGGUACUAUGCGUGGUGCGGUUGAGAUAUACAACGAGAUUUGCCACCGCAAACUCAACGUUGCGGUGGCCGGGAUCCCGAAAACAGUUGAUAAUGAUGUUGGGAUCAUCGACCAAUCAUUUGGCUUCCAAACUGCGGUAGAGAUAGCUCAGCAGGCUAUCAACGCCGCGCAUGUGGAGGCGGAGAGUGCCGUUAACGGUAUCGGGUUAGUUAAGCUGAUGGGCCGAAGUACGGGCCACAUAGCGCUGCAUGCAACCUUAAGCAGCCGAGAUGUGGAUUGUUGCUUAAUUCCGGAAAAUGAUUUUUUCCUAGAAGGAAAAGGUGGACUUCUUGAGUUUCUUGAACAAAGGUUGAAAGAGAAUGGACAUGCAGUGGUUGUUGUGGCGGAAGGUGCUGGUCAGGGGUUGAUACCGAGAACGGAGGAGGAGCGGCGCGACGAUUCGGGUAACCCCGUGUUCUUAGAUGUUGGAGUGUGGUUGAAAUCGGAGCUUAAUAGAUGGUGGAAAAGAGAUCAUCCAGGAGAACUUUUUACAGUGAAGUAUAUAGAUCCGACGUAUAUGGUUCGCGCGGUUUCAGCUAAUGCAACUGAUAAUUUGUAUUGUACGUUGUUGGCGCAUUCGGCGAUUCAUGGAGCCAUGGCAGGGUGCACGGGGUUCGUAGCGGGUCGUGUGAAUGGCAAUUAUGUGUAUAUUCCGGUGAAAGAGGUGGCUCAGGCAAAGAAUGUGGUGGAUACAAAAGAUCAUAAGUGGGGUUGGGUUAGGUCUGUUACUAAUCAACCAGAUUUUCAGGGAAGUUAGAAUAAAGGUCCUAUGAUACUGAUACUCAUGUUUGUAAUCUUGUGGUAAGAGUAGCAUAUCGUUUGCAUAUGGUAAAAAACUUUUACUUUCUGAGAAAGUGAGAGUUAUUCUAUAGAUAAUAAAGGUAAAUUUUGUUUUU
Messenger RNA from Beta vulgaris subsp. vulgaris (sugar beet), 1612 nucleotides. RefSeq names its product ATP-dependent 6-phosphofructokinase 2. Bases 40 to 1473 code for a protein of 477 amino acids. The transcript has a single exon. NCBI's taxonomy places the organism in Eukaryota, Viridiplantae, Streptophyta, Magnoliopsida, Caryophyllales, Amaranthaceae. Gene Ontology annotation, cellular component: cytoplasm. The record is from RefSeq and is a predicted model, not a curated record. Gene Ontology annotation, biological process: glycolytic process; fructose 6-phosphate metabolic process. Gene Ontology annotation, molecular function: ATP binding; 6-phosphofructokinase activity.